Molecule: messenger RNA, 390 nt
Organism: Phanerochaete carnosa HHB-10118-sp
Lineage: Eukaryota; Fungi; Basidiomycota; Agaricomycetes; Polyporales; Phanerochaetaceae
Exons: 4
Coding region: 1-390 (129 amino acids)
Source: RefSeq, a predicted model, not a curated record
AUGCCGUUCUCUCAGCACUCUUCUGUCUCCAAACAUGGAGCCACCACUACCAGACGUGGCUGUGGCCAUGGUGGGGCUACGGAGGGCACUCAGCAUGCUAGCAAAAUGCUCAAGAAGAUAGAAGAAGAGCUGGCCAAGUCUAGCAGUGACAUUGAAGAGCCAGACAAUUUGCCUGCCUCUAAAAAACCAACAAAGUCCAGAUCCAAGCAAGAUGAUGCCAACUUUUUUCUCAACUCUGAUUCUGAUGGCAAAGAGAUUAAGAAGAAGGCAGCCAAGAAGCCUUCAAAGUCUCUGUCUCACUCUAAGUCUUCUGCUCCUACCAACAGAAGAAAUAUAGAGAAGGAGGAGAAAGAGGAGGAGGAGGAGAAAGAGAAAGAAGACGGAGAUUAA